AUGGACCCGUGCUUUUCACUCAAAGGCAGCCAAGCAUGUCCGCUAGUUAACAAUUACUCUAUAACGUCUGGAAGCUUCCUAACAUUCUACAACUUCCUUCCACCUGUCCAGAACAUCUCACAGUUCGAUAGUGCCAUCGAAGCUUAUGCUAGCAAUCCCUCUCAAUUCGUUGACGCCGGGUGUCCAUCUAUUCCGCCACCUCGAUACACGUUGACACUCAUAUGCGCAGAUUUAGUCAACGACCCGAUAUCGCAAUCGUGCAGUGCGCUUGAUGUGAACCAAGCGUCACCGCCAAUUUGUACAGAGACUUGUGCCGAAUUUCGUGCGAGCCUGUAUGAAACACUUGGAAACAAGACGUUAUGUCCCAAGUGGAAUGGUCAGCUGGGGGCGUUGGGGCAAAGGCUUUACAAUUUCUGUAACACGUCUGGUGCAGCUGGCAAGUGUAUAUCCGGACUUGAAAACGAGGCUACGACUUGUGGCUUUUUGAACAAAACAUCCCGUUGUGAAUUCUGCUCGCAACAGAACACAACAGCUUGCUGCGGUGAUUGUCCCAAACCUACCAAUACCAGCACUACAACCUCAUCCACAUCAUCCCCAACAAUCAUAACCACAAUUGUAUCUACUGAAGCCUCAAAAUCACAAGGACUAGGCAUGCCUGCAAUGUGGGGAUUAAUAUUUGGUUCGGUGGCUGUUGUGGGAAUAGCAAUAGGGAUAGCGUUAUUUUAUUAUUGCGUUAGAGAUAAACCGAAGCACGAGCGGUUGCCAUCAAUCGAACCCCCUGCGUCUGAUCCUGCUAUUGAGAGAUCCUCAAUCGCAAGCAGCGAGACUGUCAGACGUAGUUCAGCCGUGAGAUUGGUCACUUCUCCAGAAGAUCAAACGUUCAGUAAUCUGCAGAGUAGCAAUCGGGUGAGUGACAGUCGGAUGAGUGGCAAUCCGCCGUUUGAUCCCGACAAUCUAUCAGUUGCCAGCAAUCCGGAUGUUCCAACAAAUGAGGAUCAAAAAAUUGACGUUGCAGACGUUCCGCUGAUAGACAAUGCCCUGCCUGGACCGAUCACGUUUCCGCCAGACGAAGAUAACAUUGUCAUUGUUGUCCACCCGUACACAGCCCAACUCCAGGACGAGUUGGAUCUAACUCCCAACGAUUCUAUUAUUCUAAGACGUAUUUUUGACGACGGCUGGGCAGUUGGAUAUAAUCAAAACACGCACCAAGAGGGCGCCUUUCCUAUUGUAUGUGUAGUAUAUUCACAUUUCCUACACUCGGAAAUUGGAACGAACGAUACUUUGCCUGAGAUGUCGGGUAAUAGUGAAGGUACACCGCUUGCAGGUGGCUUGACACGGGAUUCGCUUUCUAAUAGUGGGGUCAUAAGAUCUUCAUCGAUCUCUAGCAACCCUUCUUUAAGGAGACAGUUUAGUUUAACAGAAAGCUUGGAGUCCGUCCCAAGAAGAAAUUCAAGUAUGAGAAGGGCACGAGCGAGGAGUGGUGAUAAUGACGAGUUUACAGGGAAUAGGAGUAGUAUGAGGGAAUGGGGUGAACUAUAA
Molecule: messenger RNA, 1539 nt
Organism: Paraglomus occultum
Lineage: Eukaryota; Fungi; Glomeromycota; Glomeromycetes; Paraglomerales; Paraglomeraceae
Source: the annotation of a GenBank genome assembly